This is a messenger RNA of Poecilia reticulata (guppy), 3016 nucleotides long. The record is from RefSeq and is a predicted model, not a curated record. NCBI's taxonomy places the organism in Eukaryota, Metazoa, Chordata, Actinopteri, Cyprinodontiformes, Poeciliidae.
ACUAUACAACUUUAAAAUGCUUUGGAAGCAGUAGAAAGCUUUUGAAAGUAGUUAGCAUUAGCAGUCCAGUGAUUCAUUUAUUAUGUGGAGGCUAAAGAUAGCUAGCUAGACGUGGCUAAUAGAACAAACUGGGACGAACGAAGCCGAACAGUUUGAAGAAUCAACUAUUCCGAUUAUCUGAGCCGUUAUACACGCAGUGACAGAAAAUGUUCUCCCUGGUCACACCUUCAUAACGCCGCUAAGAUUUUUCAGCAGGAGCAAAUCUGUUUCAUUUUAAUGCAAGGCUUCGUCGUCGUUAUGAUUCAGUAGAAAGAACCAAACAAAGCAGACAAUAAUGUCCCUUUCCCCCGACAAUGAAGAUGGAUACUUUGUCGCCAUGGAUACUGAGGAUGAGGGUGCAGAGACUGCUGCGUUAAGAGACGAGGUGGAGGGAAAGAUGGGGACCUGUAGUCAGGAAGGGAACAUGGACACUGGUGCCAAAGGGAAGGGCAGGUCGAUGGUCGAGUUGCCAGAGGAAGUCCUGGAAUAUAUUUUAUCUUUCCUCUCACCUUACCAGGAGCAUAAGACCGCCGCACUUGUGUGUAAGCAGUGGUAUCGUCUUAUUAAGGGUGUUGCCUAUCAGUGUUAUCAUGGGUUUUUGAGAGCUGUCCAGGAGGGAAAUAUCCAAUGGGAAAGCCGGACAUAUCCAUAUCCUGGAACCCCCAUCACUCAGCGCUUUUCACACAGUGCGUGCUAUUAUGACUCAAAUCAAUCCAUGUAUGUUUUCGGAGGCUGCACUCAGAGUAGCUGCAACGCUGCCUUUAAUGACCUAUGGAGACUGGACCUCAACAGUAAAGAGUGGAUCCGCCCUUUAGCUUCAGGCUCCUAUCCGUCUCCAAAAGCUGGAGCGACUCUGGUGAUGCACAAAGAUCUGCUGGUGCUGUUUGGAGGCUGGACGCGCCCCAGCCCUUACCCGCUUCACCAGCCAGAGAGGUUCUUUGAUGAAAUCCACACCUACUCACCUUCAAAAAACUGGUGGAACUGCAUAGUAACGACACAUGGACCGCCACCCAUGGCAGGCCACUCGUCCUCUGUUAUAGGAAACUCCAUGAUAGUGUUCGGGGGAUCGUUAGGAGCACGACAGAUGAGCAAUGAAGUCUGGGUUCUAGAUCUGGAGCAAUGGUCCUGGUCCAAACCGCCCACAUCGGGUCCAUCGCCUCACCCACGAGGAGGCCAGUCACAAAUUGUUAUUGAUGAGAAGACGUUGCUUAUAUUGGGAGGCUGCGGCGGUCCUAAUGCACUUCUGAAAGACGCCUGGCUCCUCCACAUGGAGGGUCCUGCAUGGAAGUGGCAGCAGCUGCAGGUGGAGAACGAGGACCACGGCGCCCCAGAGUUAUGGUGCCACCCGGCUUGUAAAGUGGGCCAGUGUGUCGUGGUUUUCUCCCAGGCUCCUUCCGGCCGCGCCCCUCUCAGUCCAAGUCUUAACUCGCGACCUUCCCCCAUAAGUGCCACGCCCGCCCCUUUGGGCCCGGAGCCCCCCUCCCUGCGGUCUCAGUCCCCGAUUCGAAGCGGCGCCGCCGGCGUUGUCCUGGGAGCCGCCGAGGAGGCUCCGUGUGUGAACGGUCGAUGGGGCACGCUCAGACCGCGACCCUCAGCCAGAGGAAGCGCCAGAGAUGGGAGCCCCUGCUCGUCCCAGCAGCCGUCUCCGUCUCAAGGCCCCGACAGCCCCCCCCUCCCUCCGCUCCCCUCUCUAAUAAACGGGUCGUCCCCGUCGCCCCGGACCAGCCCGGCCCAGGGCUGCUCCCCCCCAUCCCGUCCUCACCUGCCGGGCUCCACAGACUACGGCUGGGAGUCGCCUCCCUCCGCCGCUCCGCACCACGACGUCCCAAAUACUAACGGCCUGCACACGCCGCCCUCCGGCUCCCCGCUCACGCCGCCUGGAGCCGUGUCCCCCGCCGCCCUACGGCGAGGCCUGGAGGCAGUGAAAAACAAAUCUUCCUCAUCUUCACCUUCGUCUUCCCUUCAAACACAGGGGGCUUCUCCCAUGAGUGGUGGCGGAGGAGGGACCGGCCCCUCAGGAACCCCUCCGUCCUCCUCGUCCAGCCCCCCGCAAGCCGCAGUAGCCGACGGACACGCCAUCCCGCCCAUAGCGCGGCGCCUCGGCCAUCACCCGCCUCAGAGCCUGAAUGUUGGCAAACCGCUGUACCAGUCGCUGAACUGCAAGCCCAUGCAGAUGUACGUGUUGGACAUUUCCCGGGCCAAGUCCGCGGGGGUCGUGUCCUGGAAGGUUUACGGUAACGGGACGCCCGCGGCCGUCACAGGGCCUCCAGAGACCAGCCUUCACACUGUGGUGCAGGGCAGGGGGGAGCUCAUCAUUUUCGGAGGCCUCAUGGACAAGAAACAAAAUGCUAAAUACUACCCUAAAACCAAUGCUUUGUACUUCGUACGCGCUAAAAGGUAAUGCAACUCCGGGCGAGACGUUACAUUCUGCAACAACAUAAGGGAACUAACACACAAGGCCUUUUACCUGUAGGAAGGAUUAUAAGAAAGAACUUUAUCAGCGCUAGAUGUUUCACUUGAAUUUCACUAUUGUUCCUUUUGCCUACCGAACGCAUUCGUAAGGAAAAACUUUAACUACACUUUGACAAAAUAUUUGCUUGAAUGAGAAUUGUCUGUGUGCGAGUUUGUCUAGAGAGGACCAGACGUUUUUAUCGCCCCUCCACCCAACCCCAAUGAUUAACAACCAAGCAAAACAUUUAUAUGUGUGUGUGUGUGUCUCCCCUUCUGAACUCUUGAAAAGAGAGAAACCAGUUGUUGAAUACCUUGCUUUUUCUAUCUCUUUCAAAGCCUGCAAUGUUUACAUAGAAACUGCGUGUGUGUGUGUGCGCUCGUGCGCGUGUGUGUGUGUGUGUUCGUAUGCAUGAUGGUGGUUAAAAGUGGUUGACUAAUGUGUGUCGGAGAGUCGACGGCGGCUGAGCGAUGUGGCACUGUACUAUAAAUAAAGUUGAACAAUAAAGGCCUCCAUGUCUGCUCUGUG